UUUCAUAUUUUACAGGCUUGUAAGAAUAAUUAAUUGUCAGAAUUCGUUACGACUUGGCUCGGCUGACCAGUUGCUGCCCGUUGCCCGUCGCCCACUUGUAGCGGCUACCUAGUCAUGCCCUUGUUUCCCUCCCCCCAGAACUUGAUCCCGAUCGUUCCUAUUAUCAGGGCGCUAAUCCUGUACGAUUUGUACACGAUCGCCAGAUUGCUGCUACGAGUCGUGCGACGAGUUCGACCCCCCCGUUAAUACCUGCUCACACUCCGCCCAUUCCGGUCGGCGAUGGCUUAGCAGAAAAUGCCACAGGCGAUCGGUUGCGCCCGCGCGGUUUUGGCCAACCCAUGCAUUUGCUUCCAAGCUUUCGUUGCCUGCGUCCUUGUCGUGCGUGCGCCAUUCCUCGCCGCCAUUUGCCCAUACACACAACACGGCCACACCCACAUCCGACGCUCACCCACACAGCCCGAUCCGGAUGCCCAUGCAUCCAUGUCGAUUGGCGAUCUUGUCCUGUCCAUUGUCAUCCUACACAUUCGGGCUGUUUUCCUCACGCGCAUUCUACCUCCCACACCCACCCAUAUUGAAACAUCCACACACCCACACACAGGCGCGCGCACGCAGACACGCACACGCACACCCUCUCUCUCUUUCUCACCCACCCAUCUACACAUGCAUACAUUUCAUCUUAUAUUCCCAAGCAGAUCGAUAUGUCUGUCGUCCGUGGCUUGGCUACUGGUGGACUGAUCGCUUUUGUGUGCGCGCGCAUGGGCGCAAAUCGGGCUUCCUUGGUCAUCGGCGUGUUCUAUCUCCCCAUGUCCACGGUAGUUGGAG
Molecule: messenger RNA, 822 nt
Organism: Dissoconium aciculare CBS 342.82
Lineage: Eukaryota; Fungi; Ascomycota; Dothideomycetes; Mycosphaerellales; Dissoconiaceae
Exons: 1
Coding region: 295-735 (146 amino acids)
Source: RefSeq, a predicted model, not a curated record